Molecule: messenger RNA, 954 nt
Organism: Salvelinus sp. IW2-2015
Lineage: Eukaryota; Metazoa; Chordata; Actinopteri; Salmoniformes; Salmonidae
Product: zinc finger CCCH domain-containing protein 13-like
Cellular component (GO): RNA N6-methyladenosine methyltransferase complex
Source: RefSeq, a predicted model, not a curated record
CCCAGCUCUCCGUCCAUUCCUCCAGAUGCUGACAAGCUGUUUGAGCACGACCUGGGUGCUCUGAACAAGGCKGCUCUGAACAGGAAGGUYGAGAGGGCAGGUCUGCUGAGGAACCUGGGCCCCUGCUGUAAGGCCCUCUGUGCCCGUAGGGACAUGGCCAUCAGACGGCAGCUCCUCAAGAACCAAAAGGGCCUGACCAAGCAGAUGUACCCCAGUGUUCCUGUGGUGGACAGCGAGCUCUUCCAACUCAGCAUGCGUCUCUUCAAGAAGACUGUAGCCGCCGCCAGAAGCAACCAGCCCCCGUUGGGGCCCCCAGCAGGCCCAGAGAAGGCCGACAAGGGGCCACCGGGGCUGGUACCGGCAGCUUCACCGGUAGCCAAGCCCGGUACACCACAGCCCCCCGAGAUGUGUGUCUCCUGAGAGCGUGCAGGGCUUAUGAGUAAAAACAAACGCUGCAUGAUGAAACUGACCUAUGAUCAGAAAUUGAAUCAGCUCUGACUACUAAGCCUGCUCUGAGUCCCUGCCCCCUAACUCUAAACCCCGCCCCCUAACGCUAAACCCCGCCCCCCUGCUAUAGCCUUUUUAAUCACAUGGAAAAAUCUAACAAAACGCUGAAACUCUUGUCAGUCAGCAGUGCUGUCAUUAUGGAAGACUGAUCUGAUCCGCAAGUACUGUACUGCUUCUACCAUAGAGACUAUUGGAGAUACUAGCCUAUGGAGGGAUUGAUAGAGGCCUUGUACAAUGUACUGUACCUUGAACUAGAAAUGAAAAUGCUACAGGAAAGACAUGCAUUUUCCCGAAUAACACAGUUGUUGUUUUUGUGCGAUUGGAUAUUUGUUGUCAGGGGGGUGAUUACUUCUCCCUUUCAUAAUGAAGUUGCUAUAUGUUUUUUGUUUCUUUUGUUGUGCAUUGGUUUUGAAGACUGCAUUAAAGUGGUUAGUUGUUCAUUUGUAA